AUACAAAUUCUUUCCGGGCAAGGUAAAAACAAAGAGAAAAAGCCCCUUUAUACAUACAAUACAUCCGAUAGAAAACAAAAUCAACGAACGAACGAACCCUAGGGUUUUCUCUUCCCAGUUUCCUUCGCCGAGUACCCAUUCAUUCAUUCAAUCACCAUGACAGGAAAAGCAAAGCCAAAGAAGCACACAGCGAAAGAAUUAGCUGCAAAGAUCGAUGCAGCAACGACUAACAGGGGCGGCGGUAAGGCUGGGUUAGCCGACAGGUCUGGUAUUGAAAAAGGUGGACAUGCCAAGCUUGAAUGUCCUCUUUGCAAAGUGACUGCACCUGAUGUCAAGUCUAUGAAGAUCCAUCAUGAUGCAAAACACCCAAAAGUUGCUUUUGAUGAAACAAAACUGAACAAUCUUCAUGCUACUGUUGUUGCUGAAUCAAGCAACAAGCCUAAACCUGGUAUUCGUGGGAGUCUUAAGAAGUGAGUUCAUUUUUAGGGAUGAUGAUAUAGUUUUCUGAUGGUGGGCAUCAUAUGAAUAAUAUCGAACCCACUUUUUAGUUUUCUUUUCUUUUGUUUCUGGGGAUGUAAUCUUUUAUCAUAUCUUUUUCUUCCAAGUUAAUGCUACUCUGGGGUUGUUAUUUUGGAUAUCAUAUAUAUUUUAUGUUUUGUUUUUAUGAAAAAGCAUGCUCAGCUUGAUCCUUAUGAUUGGAA
Molecule: messenger RNA, 701 nt
Organism: Solanum pennellii
Lineage: Eukaryota; Viridiplantae; Streptophyta; Magnoliopsida; Solanales; Solanaceae
Product: protein METHYLENE BLUE SENSITIVITY 1
Exons: 1
Coding region: 157-474 (105 amino acids)
Source: RefSeq, a predicted model, not a curated record